Molecule: messenger RNA, 254 nt
Organism: Centruroides sculpturatus (bark scorpion)
Lineage: Eukaryota; Metazoa; Arthropoda; Arachnida; Scorpiones; Buthidae
Product: frequenin-1-like
Exons: 3
Molecular function (GO): calcium ion binding; calcium sensitive guanylate cyclase activator activity
Source: RefSeq, a predicted model, not a curated record
UCUUAAGAAUAUAUAAAUUAUUUUUUCCACAAGGCGAUCCAUCAAAAUUUACGUCUCUCGUUUUUAAAGUAUUCGAUGAAAAUCAGGAUGGUGCCAUCGAAUUUGAAGAAUUCAUCAGAGCUCUGUCUGUCACGUCACGUGGGAAUGUUGACGAGAAACUUCACUGGGCAUUUAAACUUUAUGAUUUAGAUAAUGAUGGAUAUAUUACCAGAGAAGAGAUGUAUAACAUAGUCGAUGCCAUUUACCAAAUGCUA